Fusarium coffeatum is the source of this 1062-nucleotide messenger RNA. RefSeq lists its product as uncharacterized. The coding region runs from base 1 to 1062 and encodes 353 amino acids. The transcript has a single exon. Gene Ontology annotation, molecular function: L-allo-threonine aldolase activity. Gene Ontology annotation, cellular component: cytosol. Gene Ontology annotation, biological process: glycine biosynthetic process; L-threonine catabolic process. The record is from RefSeq and is a predicted model, not a curated record. Lineage: Eukaryota; Fungi; Ascomycota; Sordariomycetes; Hypocreales; Nectriaceae.
AUGCCUUCUCAAAUACCCUCUCCCGUCUUUCGCUACAGUUUCAUGGACGAUUACAGCGAAGGCGCCCAUCCAGCUCUUCUAAAAGCUCUCAUCGCAAGCAACGCUACACAAGAAGUCGGUUACGGCAAUGAUACAUACUGCGCUCUCGCACGACAACGCAUAAGAGCACAUCUCGGACGUGAAGAUGUUGGAAUAUUCUUUGUGCCCAGUGGGACUUCUGCGAAUGCGAUUUCGAUCGCUGCCUGUUUGAGACCGCACGAAGCUGUCAUCGCUGCGAGUUCGGGACAUAUCGUUACUCGCGAAACAGGCGCCGUGGAAGCAAGUGGUCAUAAAAUAAUCAACGUUGCGCCUGUUAAUGGAAAACUUACACCGCAAACGAUCGAACGGGCGUUGGAUGAUAACUGGCAUUUUCCUCACAUGGCGAAACCACGAUUAGUGUACAUCUCCAACGCGACCGAGAUCGGAACGAUAUACACCAGGGCCGAAAUGGCCGCUAUAAAAGAAGUUUGCGAAAAGAACGGUCUGAUUCUCUUCCUCGACGGCGCAAGGAUAGGAACAGCCCUAGCAUCCAAAUCAAACGACAUGACCCUUUCAGACAUUCUGUCUCUGACAGAUAUCUUCUGGAUCGGCGGUACAAAGAACGGUGCACUACUAGGCGAAGCAGUAGUCGUAAAAGACCCCCGCCUCUCCUCCGAAUUCGAAUUCUACGUCAAACAACACGGCUCCCUCCUCGCAAAAGGUCGAGUCAUCGGCGCUCAAUUCGCAGAACUCUUCGAAGGAGACCUCUACUUUGACUUGGCACGAAAAGCAAACCUGGCAGCAGAGUUAUUGAGCAAAGGAAUUGCAGAGGCGGGAUAUACGGUAUAUGCAGCUACGGAGACGAACCAGGUUUUUGCAGUGUUGCCGUUGGGAUUGAUUAGCGCGUUGAAGGAGAGCUUUAGUUUUUAUGUUUGGGAAAAGUGUGGUGAUGAUGAGGCUGUUAUUAGGCUUUUGACAACGUGGGCUACUGAUGGGGGACAGGUUGAGAGGUUUGUGGAGGUUGUGCAUAAUUGGAGGGGAUAG